AUGUCUCAUGCGGUUGUGAGCUUGAAUGCGACAUCUUGGGCAAGGACCGCGGUGGGUUUGGCCACUAAGCCGCCAAGCUGCAAAAAGACGUUUCUGGCCACCCUCCGUGGCAGCGGUGGAGGGAAGACCCGGGCUCUCGAAGAGCUUCGCUGGGAGCUCCUGAACUUGGCGGGCGUUUUGCCACUGGCAAUCGCGUACAACUCACAUAUGAGUUUGAUAGCAGCAGAGCUGAGAAUCAGCACAAAUGAUGAGCUCAACUUCGCGAUGACAGUGGUGGCACGGCUGGCAGCGGUGUUUUACGGGAAGCCUUUGGAUGAAAUCCUGGACGUGCUCCUGCGACGAGCAUGGAGUGGUGGCUUGAAGUAUCCCAUUCAGCUCAUCCGUGCCUUCAUCCGCCACGUUGUUGCUAAGUUAGAUGUGGAGGUGAAGACCAUCGUGAUUCUGGCAGACGAAGCAGCAAGAGCAGAAGAGCAGAUAGCUUUGCACGUCACCAGCGUUCUCCGCCAGGCCAUCUUGGACGAGAGCAUCCUCCAAGAUGUUGACGCCACUCUUGUGAUCUCUUCAUUGACCCUGUCUCCGGCAGUCCUUGACCUGGUCCAAGGUUCGGUGCCGUGCUGUCUGGCAGGAUUCCCAUGGAUUCCCCACAUUUUGGAACUUUCGGAGCGCUUGGAUGAGCGGGAGGUCGUGACGUCUUGGUGGGAAAGAAAUGGGACUGAGUUUGCGGCAGCAGCCCUUUCAGAGCUUCCUCGCUUGCUGGAGUUUGCAGCGGGGUUUCUCGUAAAGCUCCCAAAGAAUGUGGCCCUCAAUCCGAGCAACGUCGCGGAGCUCUUCCAGCACGUGCGUGAGGAGCUGAGAGGGCGCUACACACUGAAGCUUCCUCCGGCUGCAGACCUCUUUGCCGCUGUUUUCGGAGAAGAAACGACGCGAAACGCCACUGUCAUGACCUACAUCAAGCGGAGCAUCUUUGUGAAUACCGUGCGAGAGGUAGAAAUGCCAGGCUUUGAUGGUACUACCGACCUCCAAAUCAAGCCCAUUCUCUCACUUCUUCUGAUAAGUGCGGCUGCGAAGGCAGACACAAGCCCGUCCAGCUUCGCCAAGUGGCUGAGUUCCCGGAGAACAUCAAGCAGACGAAGGGAGGCCUCUGGAGUGCUGUGCGAUGUGGGGGGAGACGACCGCAUUUAG
Molecule: messenger RNA, 1182 nt
Organism: Symbiodinium natans
Lineage: Eukaryota; Dinophyceae; Suessiales; Symbiodiniaceae
Source: the annotation of a GenBank genome assembly